Molecule: messenger RNA, 1540 nt
Organism: Aethina tumida (small hive beetle)
Lineage: Eukaryota; Metazoa; Arthropoda; Insecta; Coleoptera; Nitidulidae
Product: glycoprotein endo-alpha-1,2-mannosidase
Exons: 2
Coding region: 73-1416 (447 amino acids)
Cellular component (GO): Golgi apparatus
Molecular function (GO): alpha-mannosidase activity
Source: RefSeq, a predicted model, not a curated record
AUUAUAUAUUAUAUUUAUAUAUAUUUAAAUAUAAAGUAUUGAAAUUAAAAUCUUACAUGUUUUGUUCUAAAAAUGGUGUGUCAAAGAACUAUAAGAAUUAAAAGAAAAUACGUGACCAUCAUUAGUGUAACAGCCGUAAUAACGUAUUUACUUCUAUCUUACGUUAGUUUCGCAAAAAAGUCUGACUCACUUCAGCCACAUCACAAUCAACAAGAUGAUACUAAAAACAAAGAGAUCAUCAAUAGAUAUAUUUCAUAUACUGGUGACUACAAAACCAUGCUACUAAAAGAAAAGCUUCAAAGAUUGGAGAGGAAAUUUAACAAAACAAGGUCCAUCAUUACAAACAGCAAACCCAUGCUUAAACCCAAUUACAAUGUUCAUGUAUUUUAUUAUGCCUGGUACAAAAAUCCGGAAACUGAUGGCAUUUAUGCACACUGGAAUCACAAGUACUUGGACAACUGGAAGAAGGAAGAUACCCAUGUGUAUCCUACAGGGACACAUCAACCACCAAAUGACAUAGGCUCAAACUAUUAUCCCCUAUUAGGGUGUUACAGCUCGACAGAUCCAGAUAUAAUAGACAAACAUGUAAGAUAUAUAAAGGAGUCUGGUAUUGGUGUAAUUGUGCUUUCUUGGACACCCCCAAACUUCACAGACACGCCUACAGAAAUGUUACCUGUUUUAUUUGAGACUGCUUUAAAGCACAAUGUGAAAAUUUCAUUGCACAUUGAACCUUAUGCUGGCAGAAACCCAAUUAAUAUGCUACAAUACUUAAAGGAGUUUCUUAAAAUAUAUGGAAAUCAUCCAGCUCUGUACAAAAUCAAGAAGCCAAUGGGAUAUAAAAUUUUACCUGUCAUCUAUAUUUAUGAUUCAUAUUUAAUUCCAGUCGCUGCUUGGAAAGAGAUUUUUGGCUACAAGGGUAAUUUGAGUGUUCGAGGUACUGAGCUAGACGCCAUUUUUAUUGGUUUACUGGUGGAACUGCAGCAUAAAAGCCACAUUAAGAAGUCAGGAUUUGAUGGUUUUUAUACAUACUUUGCAACAAAUAGUUUUACUUAUGGGAGUACAUGGAAGAACUGGCCAGUCCUGUCCAAGUUUGCAGCUCAAAAUGGUUUAAUCUUUAUUCCUUCUGUAGGUCCGGGUUAUAUUGACACUAAAGUAAGGGCUUGGAAUUCGGCCAAUACUAGACAGAGAGCACAUGGACAAUAUUAUGAUGUUGCUUGGAGAAGUGCUUUAAAUAAUAAUGCCAAUUAUGUCUCAAUUACUAGUUUCAAUGAGUGGCAUGAAGGUACUCAAAUAGAACCAGCAAUAUCAAAAAGUGUAAAAGGCUACACAUAUUUAGAUUAUCAACCAGAAGGACCUUACUAUUAUCUAAACUUAACCAGGAUGUGGGUUGAACAAUUUGAAAAAAGUACCAAUUAACUGUACAAAUAAAAUAAGCUGACUUUUUUUAACAUGAAGUACUCUGUUACAUUGGCUGUGAUAUUUUGUGUUUAUACUUUAUCACAAAUAAAACAUUUUGUUUAAUAAAUGUUUGUAAAUCAUA